Molecule: messenger RNA, 483 nt
Organism: Mycena indigotica
Lineage: Eukaryota; Fungi; Basidiomycota; Agaricomycetes; Agaricales; Mycenaceae
Exons: 3
Coding region: 88-483 (131 amino acids)
Source: RefSeq, a predicted model, not a curated record
GCCUGGCACGCGGGUUGUGUCCACAGACGGAGACGCUAUUUAACAGCACCAGUCUCAAGGAGUGCCUGCAAGUUCCCACCAGUUCAGAUGCCAUCCUACAAGAUUAUAGUAACCUAUGACACCGAUGAACCACUGGACCGAGACGAGCUGAUGGAGCGCUGGGACUGGAGGCUGCUCAGUUUCAACAGACGCGUUCCUCUCAAGGAUGAUCCACGUCGGGCCGAGGCCGAACAAACAGGAUUGCUAACCAGUCUCGAUAAAGUCAUCGAGUUGGGAAUGGAUUUCUGUCGCGAGAACAACAUACCCAUCAAUGCUAAUGGGAUAAUGCACGCUUUAGAGCGUAUGCUCUCCGACAUCGAGCGCGAUGGCGCUGAGAUUGAUGACGAUGGCCCGGAGGAAAGCCAAGGCGAGGCCGAGGCCAAGGACGAGGAGGAAAGCCAAAGCAAGGCCGAGGCCAGAAACGAGGAGCCUGAGGAGAGUUAG